GCAGAGUGGUGGAAGUCAUGGCUAUGGCCACAAGGGUGCUGGCUCAAUCUACUCCACCGUCUUUGGCCUGUUACCAGAGGAAUGUCCCCUCUCGUGGCUCCGGCCGAUCGAGAAGAUCGGUGAAAAUGAUGUGUAGUCAGCUUCAAGUCUCUGGUUUAAGAAUGCAAGGGUUUUUAGGAUUACGUGGGAACAAUGUCUUAGACACACUAGGAAGCAACCGUCACAAUUACAUUGGAUCCGAGCACCUUCUUCUUGGGUUGCUACGUGAAGGUGAAGGUGUUGCUGCUCGAGUCCUUGAGAAUUUAGGUGCAGAUCCUAGUAAUAUUCGCACACAGGUGAUACGCAUGGUGGGUGAGAACAAUGAGGUCACUGCUAAUGUUGGUGGAGGAAGCAGCAGCAACAAGAUGCCUACUCUUGAAGAGUACGGAACAAACUUGACGAAACUGGCUGAGGAGGGUAAACUGGACCCAGUUGUUGGAAGGCAGCCUCAGAUAGAACGUGUGGUACAGAUUCUUGGCAGGAGAACCAAGAACAACCCGUGUCUUAUUGGAGAACCUGGUGUUGGUAAGACAGCUAUUGCUGAAGGACUUGCACAGCGUAUUGCCAGUGGAGAUGUUCCUGAAACCAUUGAGGGGAAAAAGGUUAUAACACUUGACAUGGGUCUUCUUGUUGCUGGAACAAAAUACCGUGGAGAGUUUGAAGAGAGAUUGAAGAAGCUUAUGGAGGAAAUAAAACAGAGUGACGAGAUCAUCUUGUUUAUCGAUGAAGUGCAUACUUUGAUUGGGGCAGGAGCAGCGGAAGGUGCAAUUGAUGCAGCUAACAUUUUAAAACCAGCUCUCGCUAGAGGUGAAUUGCAGUGCAUUGGAGCGACAACAUUAGAUGAAUACCGAAAGCACAUUGAGAAAGACCCUGCGUUGGAAAGAAGAUUCCAGCCAGUGAAAGUACCUGAACCUACCGUGGAUGAAACCAUUCAGAUAUUGAAGGGUCUGCGAGAGCGAUAUGAAAUUCACCACAAGCUUCGUUACACUGACGAAUCUUUAGUUGCAGCUGCACAGUUGUCAUACCAGUAUAUAAGUGAUCGUUUCCUUCCUGACAAGGCCAUUGACUUAAUCGAUGAAGCUGGUUCUCGGGUUCGUCUUCGUCAUGCACAGGUCCCAGAGGAAGCUAGGGAGCUUGAGAAGGAGCUUAGGCAGAUAACAAAGGAGAAGAAUGAAGCUGUCCGUGGCCAAGACUUUGAGAAGGCUGGGACACUUCGUGACAGAGAAAUUGAACUCAGAGCCGAAAUAUCUGCUAUCCAAGCGAAAGGCAAGGAGAUGAGCAAAGCAGAGAGUGAGACUGGUGAGGAAGGUCCUAUGGUCACAGAGUCAGACAUCCAACACAUUGUCUCUUCAUGGACUGGUAUCCCCGUAGAGAAAGUAUCAACGGAUGAGUCUGAUCGUCUCCUAAAGAUGGAAGAAACCCUCCACAAACGUGUCAUAGGCCAAGACGAAGCUGUCAAGGCCAUAAGCAGAGCUAUUCGCCGUGCACGUGUCGGCCUCAAGAACCCUAACCGACCAAUCGCCAGUUUCAUAUUCUCUGGUCCAACCGGUGUUGGGAAAUCAGAGCUUGCCAAAGCUUUAGCAGCUUACUACUUCGGAUCUGAAGAAGCCAUGAUCCGUUUAGAUAUGAGUGAGUUCAUGGAGAGGCACACCGUGUCAAAACUCAUCGGUUCGCCUCCAGGAUACGUCGGAUACACAGAAGGAGGUCAGCUAACGGAAGCAGUUCGCCGUCGUCCUUACACAGUCGUUCUAUUCGACGAGAUCGAAAAGGCUCACCCAGAUGUUUUCAACAUGAUGCUUCAGAUCCUCGAAGACGGUAGAUUAACAGACAGCAAAGGAAGAACAGUCGACUUCAAGAACACGCUUCUCAUCAUGACAUCGAACGUAGGAAGCAGCGUGAUCGAGAAAGGAGGAAGACGUAUCGGUUUCGACUUAGACUACGACGAGAAAGACAGCAGCUACAACAGAAUCAAGAGCCUUGUGACAGAGGAGCUGAAACAGUACUUCAGACCGGAGUUCCUAAACAGGCUUGACGAGAUGAUUGUGUUCAGACAGCUGACGAAGCUGGAAGUGAAAGAUAUCGCGGACAUACUGUUGAGGGAAGUGUUUGAGAGGCUGAAGAAGAAAGACAUUGAGCUUCAGGUGACGGAGAGGUUCAGAGAGAGAGUAGUGGACGAAGGUUAUAACCCUAGCUAUGGAGCUAGACCUUUGAGAAGAGCGAUCAUGAGGCUUUUGGAAGAUAGUAUGGCAGAGAAGAUGCUUGCGAGAGAGAUUAAAGAAGGAGACUCGGUGAUUGUUGACGUUGACUCUGAAGGUAAAGUCACUGUGCUUAAUGGUGGAAGUGGUACUCCCACUAGUUCCUUGGAGGAGCAGGAAGAUUCUCUCCCUGUCGCU
Molecule: messenger RNA, 2432 nt
Organism: Thlaspi arvense
Lineage: Eukaryota; Viridiplantae; Streptophyta; Magnoliopsida; Brassicales; Brassicaceae
Source: the annotation of a GenBank genome assembly